UCCGCCGUGAUGCAGUGAGUCCUGCUCUGUGUUGACUGGAAGCCGAAGUAAAGUAAACGGGGGAGGGUCUGCCGCUAACCCGGGGAGGGGGGACCGCCUGCUCUCAGCUAGUUACAAUGCGUCUUUCACGGUGUUGAGCGGUGUCGGAGAGCCAUGAGCCAACUUCGCCGGUCGCCUCCAAGCGGAACGAGCCACUCUUGAACCCCCGAAAACGAGUCCUCGUCGCGGCUGGUCGGAGGGGGGGAGAGAGCGAGCAUGAAGAAGCCGAGCUCCGCGCUCCCUGCUGACGGCUUGACUGGGAAAUGGUAGCGUGCUGUGGGGACCGCACUGGGAAGGACCAUGGUCGAGAGGAGCAGCAAAUUCUUGUUGAUCGUCGUCGGAUCCGUGUGUUUUAUGCUGAUUCUCUAUCAGUACGUGGCCCCAGGGGUGAUCAAUUUCGGCUCCCCGCACGGUUAUUUCACGGAAGAAGACGAGGGGGACAUCUUCCCCACUCCGGACCCCCACUACGUUAAGAAAUACUACUUCCCCGUCAGGGACCUGGAGAGGACGAUCGAUUUCCAAAUCAAAGGGGAGGACGUGAUCGUGUUCCUGCACAUCCAGAAGACCGGGGGGACUACCUUUGGACGGCACCUGGUCCAGAAUGUCCGCCUGGAGGUCCCCUGCGACUGCAGACCGGGCCAGAAGAAGUGUACCUGCUACCGGCCGAACCGCAAGGAGACCUGGCUCUUCUCCCGGUUCUCCACCGGCUGGAGCUGCGGCUUGCACGCCGACUGGACCGAGCUCACCAACUGCGUGCCGGGGGUCCUCAACAAGAAGGAGAACAAGCAGAAGAACCUGAGGAAGUUCUACUACAUCACGCUGCUGAGGGAUCCCGUGUCCCGCUACCUCAGCGAGUGGAGGCACGUGCAGCGGGGAGCCACGUGGAAAACGUCGCUGCACAUGUGCGACGGACGCACCCCGACACCCGAGGAGCUGCCGUCCUGCUACGAGGGGUCCGACUGGUCGGGAUGCACCCUGCAGCAGUUCAUGGACUGUCCCUACAACCUGGCCAACAACAGACAGGUGCGAAUGUUAGCGGACCUGAGCCUCGUCGGCUGCUACAACAUGUCAACGGUGCCGGAGAAGAAACGGGCCCAGCUUCUCCUGGAGUCGGCCAAGAAGAACCUGCGAGACAUGGCCUUCUUCGGUCUGACGGAGUACCAGAGGAAAACCCAGUUCCUCUUUGAGCGGACCUUCAGGUUGCGCUUCAUCAGGCCUUUCAUGCAGUACAACAGCACCCGGGCAGCCGGGGUGGACCUGGACAACGCCACGGUCCAGCGUAUAGAGGAGCUGAACGAGCUGGACAUGGAGCUUUACGACUACGCCAAGGACCUGUUCCAGCAGCGGUACCAGUACACCAGGCAGCAGGAGAGGCGGCAGCAGCGCAUCAAGAACCACCUGCAGCAGAGCCACCAGGGCCUGGGGCUGGGCGUGAGCCUGUGGCCCUCCCGCAGCCGGCAGAGCCUGGCGUCGGCGCUGGAGGACGGCGAGGGGGAGCGGGAGGAGAGGGAGGAGGGCGAGGAGGGCGGCAGAACGGAGGAGGCGGGCAGCAGGCUCCCCACGGAGGACUACAUGAACCAGAUCAUCAACCGCUGGUAGCAGCAGAACCAGAACAGACCGAGAUGCAUUUGUAAUGUGAAAUACACACACACACACACACACACACACACACACACACACACUCUCACACACAUAUUUACAUUGACAGAAAAGCGGCGCCCGCAUCCGGCGACCCAGAACUGACUGAGAAAACAGACUAAACCAGGGAGCCGGGCCGCAGGAAUCAGGGUCCAGGCGGUCGUGCUGUGGAAACCCGAGCUUGAUUGAUUGCGUCGGCUCACAUUAUUGAGGUUUGCCCCGUUGUUAUUAGCGCCUGCUUGCCCUCGCUCCUCCUCCUCCUCCCCCCCACCCCUCCCGCAUUUCGUUGUCUCUCCCAUCAUCAUUACUGACUGAGCGGAGGAGAGAUAUUUUUAAAGCUGCUGACAGCCGAGUAUCUCGACACCUCUCCCGCCUCUGCUACUCCUCCCGCGUUCCUUUUCCCUUCUCUGUGGCCUGAUAUGGAGCAUGAGGAAAUCAAAUUACGUCUGUGAAUUUCCCGCUAAUCCCUGCAAACGGACCAGUGUGCUUCCUGGACGCUCCGGUUUCAAAGGAACUGGGGGGAAAAGUGUGAAAGCGUGCCGACGGCAGGGCUGAACAAAGAGGCUGGUGGGAGUACAUGAGAGACUGGACUUGAAAAGGACGGAAGACGGAGAGAGAAAAAGUCUGACUCGGUUGUGUAAUAAAAGCUUUUUCUGCUUAAAAAAAAAAAAAAAAUCAGCCAUUUCAAACAUGAACAUGCUUCAGUCAUGAAAUCGUGGCAUCCUCAUUCUCAUUUUAGGAUGAUUUCAAUUGUAUUUUACUUUUAUGUUUAUGCUUUUUAAAAAGCAGAAUUGUAAUAACACUGAGACCAAUAUUGCUGCCUAAAGAAAAGUGAUUCCUUUAUUUCUUUAUUAUUAUUUGUUUUAUAAGUCAAAGGUAAUGGAUCGGAUUGAUGUACAAUGGACCAUAGCCAUUACCGAAGCCUUGCUUCGUGGGGGAGGGAGGGGGGAGGAAGGUUCCCGGAGCUCCUGUCACUUAACCAGUUCAUUAUUUCUCCUUUUCUCCCCAUUUUGUGGGUCUCGGUCCUGCAGAGAAUGACGGCCAAUUACAGAGCCCAGCCUCACACAGGUGCGAAGAAAUCAAAGACGGGGAGGGGAGAUGGAGGAGGGGGGGGGGGUCUGCUGUAGGCUGGAGAAACUGUGCUGCAUGAGCGGCAAGCGCUUCGGGAACCUUAACUCAGACAAAUGCUUGAGACGGGAGCGCAGGAACUACUGGUCACCAUGGCAAUGUGAGCCCUUAAUGUAGUGGGUGGCACUUUUCUCUUUCUCCUCUUUUUUUUUUUCUUUCUUUCUUUCUUUCUUUCUUUUUUUUACCCCGACGGCGUUGUAAAAAGCGGCGGUCUCGUACAAGCCUCUGCCUCACCUGCUGAAAGGGCUCACACAGCGCCGGUGACCCGUCGUUCCUCCGAGCGGUUCGGCCUGAAGAGCGGACAGGGCGAGGUAGCAGUGCCUCUAUGUACUGGGAUCAUAGUCUACAUACAUAUUGACAGAUAUUAUGUCUGCAUUAUACUACAGUAAUUUCUCUGACUACUUGUGUGUGUGUGUGUGUGUGUGUAUGUGUGUGUGUGUGUGUGUGUGUGUGUGUGUGUGUGUGUGUGUGUGUGUGUGUGUGUAAAUAGUAUGUACAGUAUGCCUUUGAUUGGCGUAUGUGUAUGCCUUUGUAAAUAGUGUGCCUGACUGACAGAAUGGUUGGUGUGUUUUGUGAAUGACUGGUUUCAUGACCAAUUAUAUUUUUUUUUGUUUGUUUGUUUGGGUGGCAGAGGGCGGAGGAACACAGUUUCUCCUGCAGGAUGUCGCUGCAGCGUGACCGUCACAGGGAUGCAAGCCAGUAAUACCCCCCCCCGAACGAUUCUCCCUCUUCUUGUCUCCUUCUCGUUACUUGUGCACAAAUCAGGACAGAAUCACUAAAUUUACCUAAAGACCUGAAUUGUUUUUAUGUUUUUUUUUUAAUUGAGGGAGUAGUUGUCGUGUGACCUGUUCGUGACCUUUCUGACUGAGUUACGUUAAGUUGAUGCAGACCACCUGAAGUAAUCACAUUUCUAUUUUUUUUAGACUGCGCUGCAGCUGCAGCUCACACCCUCAGAUGAAUUUUCCAGCCUCCAAAAGACUGAGCUGUUGACCAGGUCCAGGUUUAGCGCUGUGGUAUCUCAUUCUGGUCAUGAAAGCCUGCAGUCCUGCAUGUUUUACAUCGUGAAUCUAAUGAAUUUGUCAUCGUGGAGCUCCGCAGAACACCUGAUAACGAGACGCUCGUUACAGAUCCACCUGACUUGACUUGGAGCGCUGAAGUGCCAAAAACAUGCAGGAUUGUGGUUCUCCUUGUCCAGGAUUGGACAGCCUGAACGGUGUUUGAGUAAGUUUAUGGAGUGGCAAGGUCACAGAUGACGUUAAUGUGCGUUCAGUCUGCAGGAGCUGAAAUGCAUCUUUUGCCAUCUGUCUGUAUUUGACCAGUGAUUGUCAGAGAAGAGGAAUAUUUAACUACAGAUGAACUCAGCAUUUCCAAGCAAGGCUUUCAUUCAUAAAAUCAGUGUUGUGAAGUUAGCCGGUUUCAAUAAUUGUGCCCACCUUAUGAAAAAUAAGGCGAGGCUGUGAGCCACAUCUGCUCAAGCUCCAGAAGUAGUCGGGUCUAUCCCGUUGUGUUCCAGCUGCUGAACCUCACUAUUGUGAACAUUUCUCCUUUAAAAAAACAAAAACAAAAAAAAAAGUGAUUACGGCUUUAUGAGUUUUUAUUAUUUCCCUACAAGACUCGCAGAUUUAAUUGGAUGCAAUAAGGGAUUUAAAAUGAGUUUGAUGAAUCCCCCUAACCCUAUCUACAAACAAAGCAAUAAGAGGAGGAAACCAAUGAUAAAGAGGAGAGGAGAUUGCGAAAAAUGGGACGGGAGGAAGACGUGUCACAGCGGGAUCUAAUUAAACCGAAUGUAGUCCAGGUUCAACGUCAUUACUCAGAGGGUGCAUGUGACAACAGGCUGCUUUGGUAUUUAGAUGAAUAACAAUGCAAUCCCAUUUUAACAGUGGACUUUUUUUUUUCUUUUUUUAGAGGAACACUAAAAGAAAAAAGACAGAUUAGCUGGACUUGUUAAAUUUCAGCUGCUCACUCCCGAUCCUCCCGCUGCUCCCUGUUUGACGAGCUGAAGGUUGAUUUAUGAAGGGAAGGAGAGAAGAACAAGGAGGAUGAUGAAAAAUGUUGGGACACAUCCAGUCAGUAUGCUUUUUUUUUUUUGUGCUGUUUUUGUUGUUUUAGCCUCCUAAGUAAUGCAAUAGGGGCAGAGAAAUGGAUACGGAGAGAGAGAUCUCCCCCUUUUUUUUUCCUCACGUCAGCUGUCAUUGUUAUUCUUGAAACUGGAGACUUAAAAACACUGCAGCUCCAGGCAGUUUGCCCAAAACAUCAUUUCAUUUUUAAUUUUUUUAUCUUUUUUUGCAAACAGUCCAUGUUUGGGCUCCACACCAAAAUGUCCUCUCUGUAUUAGUGGUCAAAGAUUGGCUACAAAGGCAAAUCUCUGUCUCCAGAGUGUUUUAUUUUCAGUGUUCCAGUUUCAAGUGACCGACAGACUCCAAGUGGUCCUCAGAAAAAAUAUUUCCCAGUACCUCAGCAGUGUGUAAGAAG
Molecule: messenger RNA, 5277 nt
Organism: Salarias fasciatus (jewelled blenny)
Lineage: Eukaryota; Metazoa; Chordata; Actinopteri; Blenniiformes; Blenniidae
Gene: hs6st1a
Product: heparan sulfate 6-O-sulfotransferase 1a
Exons: 4
Coding region: 340-1638 (432 amino acids)
Cellular component (GO): membrane
Molecular function (GO): heparan sulfate 6-sulfotransferase activity
Source: RefSeq, a predicted model, not a curated record